CCUGGAUCCCCAAACACUUCUCACACCCAGGCUUCAGUUGGCUGAGCUCUCCUGCUGCCUGUCACUUUGCUGCCUCUACCCCCAGAGCUCAGGGCAGGUCAGCAAUGGCAACGAUCAGCGCCGCCGUUGGCUUCGCCACCGCCAGGCCAUCGCAGGCUUCAGGGCUGCCGCAGCUGAGAGUGGUCAGGGCCGAGAGACUGAAGUGCGGCUACUCCAAGGAUGGUAAGUCUACGGCCGCUGUGGCGGUCGUCAAGGGAGCGGCGCCGCUGGUGGCAGCCGUGACGGCAGCUGGCCCGGCGCUGGCGCUGGUGGACGAGCGGAUGUCGACGGAGGGCACGGGGCUGAGCCUGGGGCUGAGCAACAACCUGCUGGGGUGGAUCCUGCUGGGCGUCUUCGGCCUCAUCUGGUCCCUCUACACCGUCUACUCCUCCACCCUCGACGACGACGACGAGUCCGGCGGCCUCUCGCUCUGAACUGAACGCCGUCACCAUUCACCACCAAUCAUCUUGUUCUGCAUAUCUGCCCGACUGAUCCAUGAAAUCUUUGCCUACGGGUGCGUGCUAAUUAAAUUUGCUGCGGAUGUUUGUGGCAUUUUGUUAUUGUUAAUCCCGUUUGCGAGUAUGACACCAAGUUCAGCCGUGUUAAUAUAUUGAUCUCUCGCCCAGCUAGCUGUUUUUUA
Messenger RNA from Brachypodium distachyon (stiff brome), 679 nucleotides. RefSeq names its product photosystem II reaction center W protein, chloroplastic. The transcript has 2 exons. NCBI's taxonomy places the organism in Eukaryota, Viridiplantae, Streptophyta, Magnoliopsida, Poales, Poaceae. The record is from RefSeq and is a predicted model, not a curated record. Gene Ontology annotation, cellular component: chloroplast; photosystem II. Bases 105 to 473 code for a protein of 122 amino acids. Gene Ontology annotation, biological process: photosynthesis.